This is a messenger RNA of Lobosporangium transversale, 1026 nucleotides long. Its product is annotated as NADP-dependent oxidoreductase domain-containing protein. Gene Ontology annotation, biological process: dehydro-D-arabinono-1,4-lactone biosynthetic process. Gene Ontology annotation, molecular function: D-arabinose 1-dehydrogenase [NAD(P)+] activity. The coding region runs from base 1 to 1026 and encodes 341 amino acids. Gene Ontology annotation, cellular component: cytosol. The record is from RefSeq and is a predicted model, not a curated record. NCBI's taxonomy places the organism in Eukaryota, Fungi, Mortierellomycota, Mortierellomycetes, Mortierellales, Mortierellaceae. The transcript is spliced from 3 exons.
AUGAUACCUUCUAAUGUCCCUCAGGACCAUUUAGAGAUGUCUCCUAUUAUCUAUGGCACUUCUGCAUUUGCGCAGCUCUAUAACCCAAUCAAGGCUCAUUGGCCAGCAGAAGCAUGUAAACGAGCCAUCGAUCGAGGCAUCAACACCUUUGAUACUUCCCCCUAUUAUGGGAACUCUGAACAUGUUCUCGGCAAAUCUCUCCUCAGCAUCUCAGACACUCAUCCUCGAUCUACCUAUUAUCUAUCAACAAAAGUGGGACGAUAUGGAUUAAAGAAGACCGAAUUUGAUUACUCAAAAGAGAGGGUUAGAGCAUCGGUAGAGGAGAGUAUGAGGAGAAUGCAUACAGAUUAUCUGGACAUUGUGUUUGCACACGAUGUUGAGUUUGUCUCUGUGGACAAGGCAGUUGAAGCAGUUGAAGAGUUGUUCAGACUGAAGGCUGAAGGUAAAAUCAAGUGCGUUGGCAUCAGUGGCUAUCCACUUCCUUAUUUACUGGCAUUGAUCCCAGUGAUCCACGAACGAAUGGGACAAACACUUGACAUCUUGAUGACAUAUUGCCAUUAUAACCUACACAACACAUUGUUGAUGGACUACAUUGGUCAAUUCCGGGAAUUGGGGAUCAAAACGAUUUGGAGUGCUUCUCCGGUCUCAAUGGGCUUACUUCGUUCCAAUACACCAGCACCAGACUGGCACCCAGCACCAAAGAAGCUUCGAGCUGCUGCACAAGAUUGUAUCCAGAUCGUUGAACAGGCCUGUCCAGGUAAAGAUUUAGCAGAGGUCGCGGUUAAAUUUGGAAUGAAGAAGCAAGGACGACAACAUGGUGGAUAUGAUGGGUUAGUCCUGGGGAUGUCGAAUGCGGACGAGGUGGAGCAAAAUGUUCAGUGGUGGAAAGAAGUCCGAGAGAUGAACCAUGUAAACGGUGGCAAAAACAGCAAAGAUGAUCAGCAAAGAAUCGAGGAUGCAGUGAGGAAACGUUUACAGGAAUUUGAGAAGAUGGAAUGGGCUUCACCACCUAUUGACGACUGUUAA